This is a messenger RNA of Cryptotermes secundus, 3315 nucleotides long. Its product is annotated as insulin-degrading enzyme-like. Gene Ontology annotation, cellular component: mitochondrion; cytosol. The record is from RefSeq and is a predicted model, not a curated record. Gene Ontology annotation, molecular function: metal ion binding; metalloendopeptidase activity. Gene Ontology annotation, biological process: peptide catabolic process. Lineage: Eukaryota; Metazoa; Arthropoda; Insecta; Blattodea; Kalotermitidae.
AUAUUCAGAAUUAACUUGACUUGUCAUAUAUCAUGUACAAUGAUCUAUAGUGACGAAAUCAAUCAAUCAAUCAAUAACAAUAACACCAAGGUGCCAAAGGGUACUAAGGACAAUGUACAGUGCAAUGGUCUCCACAUAUAAUAAGUGUUACCUGAUGAUGGCCCAUGUGUGGCUUAACCAUGUAGCAGCGACAUUGAAUGUACAUAGUUAAUGACAUUUUAAAAUAUUAGCAAGCACAUUUUAGUGAAUCAAAUAUAUUUUAGUGUCUUUUAAGAAAGGAUUGACUUUGUUGCAUUAGAGAUGGACUACUUUAUAAUUUAAAAUAAUUUACCUAAGCAGAAAGAAAUUCAGAUUAAAAAUUCUUAGCUGUGAAAGAUUUUCACCAGACCACUGCAACCCCAUAAGCUAUUCGUGGGUCUGAGAAAUUCAUCAUUAAUUUAUCACAGCACAUUCUCACAGAGUCGGAAGAAUCAGAACUUAAGAAAGAGCUUAAUUUUGCAGUAACAAAUAAUGUCCAAUUUUGACAUGGUAUGUAUGGCUGAAUGUGCAAAGUCCAACUUCUCCCUGCCUUGGGUAUGAGUUCUAUUGUAGGAUUUGAUGUGUGUAGGAAAAAUCAAAACCAUUGACGUCAAACAUAACUAGGAAGGAAUCUAUGAUGAUGAAAUCUCUUAAAGAUAACAAGGAAAUAAAAAUUAUACAGGCUGACAUAGGAAACUGCACAGUAGUGUUGAAUGAGUCCACAUACAAGGAAAAGAUGUCCAGUCUACUAGAAUCAGGGGUUUAUGAAAUUCUACAUCAUUUUGCAAUGUCUCAAAUUGAAAAGAAGAUAUGGUAGGUUCUUACCAAGCACAAAACUGUCCGUCCUGCUACCUUGAAUUGUAAACUGAGACCUUACCGUAGUAAACCACUUCUCCUUGAUGGACCUCCAAAGGUACACGAACCUGACAUUCCACUUAGACCUGUAGUUAGCCCUGUUGGCUCUCCGAGUUAUUCUGUAGCAGAUUUUCCCCAUAAGAUCCUGAGCCCUCUGGUUGGCAGUACAGACUCUUCCUUGAAGUACUCGGAACACUUCAUAAAAUUAAUACAGGCGGUUAACCUUCAAAACGAAGACUACCUUGUAAGUUUUGAUGUUGUCUGUCUAUUUACCAUUGUACCAGUGGAAGAAGUCUUACAGGUCAUAAGAAAUAGACUCAGUAUGGAUCCUUUUUUCUCCAGAAUGUUUACUUUUGUACGUUGAAGACCCAAGAAUUAUUGGACAUCUGUUCAGUGACUGCAUACUUACAGUUUGAAGAUAGAUUAUAUUAGCAAAAUGAAAGCAUGGCAGUGGAAAAUUCACAAUCUCCAGUGGUCAGUAAUAUAUUUAUGAAAUGCUGAGGAAAUAGCACUGGAUACAGCAGACCCCAGACCCAGUAAAUGGCUCAGAUGCGGCAACGCCACAUUGGUACAGUGGCUACAUGGACCAGCAAUAAUGCAGCACUUUCAUCAUCACUUCUUCAGCAACCUUAGACAUAUCAUGAAAUUCACAAUGGAAGUUGAAGCUAAUGAUACUCUUCUGUUCUUGGAUGUCUUGGUCAUGAAGAGGAGUCCUAAUUUGGCCAUGAAAGUGUUCUGGAAACCUACUCCUAUGGGUCAUUAUCUGUACUUCAAGUCCAACCACCCACUUCACAUGAAAAGAUUUCCUGUGAGGCUGUACACUACUGGCAUAACUAUGAAGGGUGUCAAACGUCAUGUAAGUGAAAUCAUCAAGUCGGCUGAAGAUAAGCGGUUAUAUCGUUGUCUGGAACUGCAAAAUGACAUGAAAGUGCUGCUUAUUAGUGACAGCAGUACGGAUAAGUCUGCAGCAUCUCUGGAUGUAAAUGUUGGUCACAUGAGUGAUCCAUCUGACUUGCCUGGUCUGGCACAUUUCUGUGAACAUAUGCUGUUGGGGACAGAGAAGUAUCCUUUGGAGAAUGAGUACAGCAAGUUCUUGUCCGAACAUGGCGGAAGUUCCAAUGCCUGUACAUAUUCAGAUCACACUAACUAUUAUUUUGAUGUUAUGCCAGAACAUCUGGGGGGAGCAAUAGACAGGUUUGCACAGUUCUUCUUAUGCCCUCUUUUCACGGAAAGUGCAACAGAACGAGAAAUGAAUGCUGUCAACUCAGAACAUGAGAAGAAUAUUUCCAAUGAUUCCUGGUGGCUUGAUCGGCUAGAGAAAUCCACUGCAAAGAAAGAUCAUGCAUUUAAUAAGUUUGGGACAGGAAAUAAACAGACUCUAGAUAUUAUACCGAAGGAAAAGGGAAUUAAUGUGCGUGAAGAACUGUUAAAAUUUCAUGAUACGUGGUACUCGUCCAACAUCAUGGCACUGGCAGUUUUAGGGAAAGAAAGCUUGGAUGAAUUGGAGACGAUGGCUGUCACGCUGUUUUCGGAUGUGAAGAACAAGAAUGUCACAGCCCCUACAUGGACUGAGCAUCCAUUUGGUCCUGAGCAGCUUCAGAUGAAAGGCUACAUUGUUCCAGUAAAGGACCUCAGAAAUCUUAACAUCACAUUCCCUAUACCAGAUCUGCAGGAAUAUUAUAAAGCAGGGCCAGCCCACUACCUGGGCCACCUCUUUGGUCAUGAGGGCCCUGGAAGUUUGCUGUCUGUGCUGAGAACAAAGGGUUGGUGCAACAGGCUUGUGGGCGGUGCUCGUACAGGCUCGCGAGGAUUUGCCUUUUUUGGUAUCAAUGUUGACCUCACAGAAGAAGGGAUUGAACAUGUGAAUGAUAUCGUCAAACUCGUAUUUCAGUACGUGAACAUGUUGAAACGAGAUGGACCGAAGGAGUGGAUUUUUCAAGAGUACAAGGACAUUGGGGCGAUGCAUUUCCGGUUCAAAGACAAAGAAUCUCCUAGAAGUUACGUAUCUGACACAGUACAUAAUCUUCAUGAUUAUCCAUUAGAAGAAGUACUGUCAGGCUAUUACCUCAUCAGUGACUGGAGACCAGAUCUUAUAGAGAUGGUGCUAGGGUAUCUUACUCCUGAAAACAUUAGGGUUGCAGUCGUUGGACAGAAGUUUGAACCUAUAGCGAGUGAAGUGGAGAAAUGGUAUGGAACAAAAUACAAGCUGGAGAAAAUAGCGGAAUCAGUGCUAGAUGAAUGGAGGGGUUCAAACUUAUGUGAUGAUCUAAAACUACCUCCAAAGAAUGAGUUUAUUCCAACAGACUUUGAUUUGAUGCCGCAGGAAGAGAAUGCACCAACAUACCCAGUUAUUAUUCAGGACACACCACUGUCCCGAGUGUGGUUCAAACAGGACAAUGAAUUUCUUCUGCCAAAAGCAAACCUGAGCUUCGAAUUUGUAAG